Sardina pilchardus (European sardine) is the source of this 4078-nucleotide messenger RNA. RefSeq names its product ERBB receptor feedback inhibitor 1a (gene errfi1a). The coding region runs from base 191 to 1750 and encodes 519 amino acids. Lineage: Eukaryota; Metazoa; Chordata; Actinopteri; Clupeiformes; Clupeidae. The transcript is spliced from 4 exons. Gene Ontology annotation, biological process: regulation of keratinocyte differentiation; negative regulation of epidermal growth factor receptor signaling pathway. The record is from RefSeq and is a predicted model, not a curated record.
AAUGUUAUAGUUGAAUUUAAGUCUUUUGUAUGUUGGUGCGCUCGGGCGCCCGCGAGUUGGUGCGUGCGUGCGAGUGAGCGGGUGUGUGGGCUCUAUGUGUAUUGAUGACGACAGCAGCGAGUACGAUGUUAUCAGGGUCUGCGACGGGUUUGGACAUCUGAUAAGAGAUGGGACUGCACUACAUUGAAAUAUGGGUACGGUCUUUUUCGCAAGGAGGCGAAAAUCAGACGUACAUUUUUGUGGCUGCCAGCUUGGCGAUCCCAAGCGUUUCUUGGCUUUGAUGCGACCCGAUUGCAGCUGGAGUAUGUCCACAGCAGGCUUGACUGCCCAGGAAGUCUGUUUACCCUCGCAAGCACUCUUCCUGCGGGGCAGCCAUUGUCACAGCAUGGCCGGAACUAAGCCUUCCUGGAAUCCCACACAUGACUUUAACAACCUGUAUUUCAGCCUGGACACCACAGUGGAUUACAAUCUACAGUCACAGCAGCAGGUUCCGUCCCUCUCAUCUGUAGACAAAUCUCGGCCACUGCUCCGGAACAGUCCAGCAGUUCAGUUGAGGCUGCCCCCAAAGAAGUUCCGGCCCUCACAGCUCACCUUGUCCUCCAGCAACGAGCCCCUCACGCCCAGCCCCGUGGAAGAUGACCAGGUGGUUCCCCACUUCCAGCGCCUGUCCGUCUGCGACCGCGUCAGCCCGCCGCAGACACCUAGCCGUGCCACCAAGCCCCUGCCCCCUUUGCCCGGCACAGCGGACUUGUCCACGUCGGACCAGGCCAUUGACAGCGAGACAGACGACAGCUGCAGCCUGGUGCCCGAGCCAUGCGUCAACAAGCCGUCGCCCUUCCGCUACGGGGCGCCCAGUCGGAGGAGUGUCCGAGGUCGUGGGAUGGUUAACUACGCGUACGAAGGACCGUCGGUCCAGCAGAGGCAACCUCAUCCGCAGUCAGUGCAGCAACAGCAGCAGCAACAUCAGCAUCCACAACAUCAGAGGUGGCAGGACAAGGAUCUACCUGAACAGCAGCAGCAUCCAACCCAACAUCAACAUCAGCAUCAGCAUCUGACUCAACAUCAACAUCAGCAUCAACAUCAACAUCAACAUCAGCAUCAGCAUCAGCAUCAGCCGCAGGACCGCGCCACCCGCAAGCUGCGCCGCUCUCACUCGGGGCCCGCCGGGUCCUUCAACAAGCCCACGUCGCUGCGCCUGUCCUGUCACCACCGCAACGGCCCGGACCUGGACAAGCCCGAGAUCCCUCCCCGAGCGCCGAUCCCGCCGCGGCCCGCCAAGACCGCCGACUACCGCCGCUGGUCGGCCGAGGUCUCCUCGGGGGCCUACAGCGACGAGGACCGGCCGCCGAAGGUCCCGCCGCGGGAGCCUCUGUCCAGCACGAGCAGCGGCGGCGGCGGCACCAGCACGCGGACGCCCAGCCCCAAGUCCCUGCCCACGUACUUCAACGGCAUCAUGCCGCCCACGCAGAGCUUCGCGCCCGACCCCAAGUACGUGAGUCGCGGGCUGCAGCGGCAGAACAGCGAGGGCUCGCCGUGCAUCCUGCCCGUCAUGGAGAACGGCCACAAGGCCAGCAACACACACUACUUCCUGCUCCCCAAGAGACCUGCCUACCUGGACAAACUGGAAAAGUUUCUGACCGACCCGCCGGCCGGACGAGGAGGCGGCGGCAGCGGCGGCGGCGGCGAGCCGGCCUCGAGGUCAGACGGGGACGGUCAGAGCAAACGGAGGACACCCAUCGACCUGGUGUAGCGCCAGGGACACACGCGAUGUACUGACCGACCGGUGUGGGCAAAUGCAUAGCUUCGCCAUGUGUCGCCCGAUGGACCUUACAGACAUUUCACUGCUGCUCUAACGCAGUUGCUAUGGUUAGUUUUACCCUAGUCUUUAUAACAUUAGGGUGAGUUACGUACCAAUUGCAGUUACUGGGACUAUUUUGUUGCUGUUGCUGACGUUUUUUCUUUCUCGGAAGAACCCCUCGAUAGGAAGGCAAAUGUGGUGUGCAGUUCUGGAUCUCUGGCAUUCUGGACUGUGGGUGAGAUUAGUCUCAUCCAUUAUGUGUGUAUCAGAUGGAUUAUUUUUGAUAUUAAUCAUUGUUUCAUUUUGUGCUUCUUGCCAAUCCUGUGGUGCAGUUGUCUGGUGUGAGCUGGUCUCGCACCUCAGUGUCAGUGUUUUGGCUUUGGUAACCAGAAUGACUUAUGUCACAUGUGUGUCUGUAAGGAUGUUGCUUCUCUUGCCUUGGAGAAUAAGUCAUUGCUUUGUAUCUUUGAGAAUCAAGGGUAAAAAGGAUCAGUGCAACAUUAAGUAAUCAUUUGAAUGAAGUCUAAAGGAAAGUACCUGUGAUCUCAAUGCAUUUAUGAAGGAUCUUCCAGCUUGAACCCCACACUAAUUCCUGCAAUUCUCUGCAGGCAAGCAAGGAAAAGCAGAUUGCCUUUGUGUUUUGGUUGUUAGUUUCUGUUUUCUUCAGAACUUGUUGAGUGUGUGUGUGUGUGUGUGUGUGUGUGUGUGUGUGUGUGUGUGUGUGUGUGUGUGUGUGUGUGUGUGUGUGUGUUCCCAUGUGAAAUGUACAUCUUGAGCCAGUAGUAUCACUAAAUAUCUAUGUGCAUGCUCCAGGUGGGAAUUGUGUGUGUGUGUGUGUGUGUGUGUGUGUGUGUGUGUGUCAGACUUGCGUGUGUUACCUUUUGUGUUCUCUGGUUUCUGGUGCAUGAAAGGCCACUUUGUUGGCAUGAAUAUAUAACUGUAGUAUAUAGUACGUUCUAUAUACAUUAUGCUUCAUUGUGCACAUUUACAUUCUUAAUACAGACUUGUACAGAUAAUAUGCUGUAUAUCAGGUGUGAUGUGUCCAAAAUUCUUGCAUUCUGUACAUUCACAGAUUAGUUGGUGUUGCACAAAGAGAUGAUUUGUUUCAAGCUUGUGAAUGUGGCUUGCGUUUGUGUAAUAGCUGUUUUGAAAAGGCCCCUGUUUUCAGUCAAGCUGUGAAUGAGGGAAUGAUCUUGCCUGUCAUACUACCUCCCAUAGUCUUUUUCUUUAUUGCUUUCGACAACACCUCCUCACCAUAGCAUGCCAAUGAAUAUGGUUACAGAUAGAAGUAGCUCAUGCUAAAUUGAAAAAAUUACAUAGCUGUUCAGAAAUAUGUUCUUGUGGUUAAACUCAGACCAUUCAGAAGUUGGGUGCAUUCAGUAAAUCCCUAAACAGGUGACUGUUAUUGUCAUAAUUCCUCUCACUAUGGUUAUUUUCCUGAAUGUAACAACGCAGUCAAAUGUUGAGAUCUGAACAGUGGUUUUGUGUGAGUCAGAUGCGUUGGUCUCACCUGACACACACACACACACACACACACACACACACACACUCAUACAGACAUGUACUGUCACACAGACUUACGCAGACACACACACACACACACACACACACACACACACACACACACACACACACACACACACACAACAGUCUUUCCUGUUCUGCACAUGCAUUCCUGUCUGACGUGACUGCUGUGGGUGUGGGCUUAGACUCGUAAGCUGCUGGCAGCGAGUGAAAGAAGAUGUAUUUCAUUGUUAUAUGUUGUUGAAAAAGACAUCAUUAUGAUGUGGUAAAUGUAGCAAGUGCAUCAAAGGGUGAAACCCUGGACAAAGAAAAAAAGCAACAUGGUCAGAUCAGGUCAAAAAGUCAUUAAGGUUUUCCACCUUGCAAAGAGUAGACUCGAACUUUACUGAUGCUGUUUUUUUUUUUUUUCAUGUUAAACAAUGUUUACAUUACUCAUUGUGUUAUUUAAUCUUUGCCUUUUUUCCAUGUCUUACCUGAAUGAAAUGAAGGCAAGUUCAAGAAUUAUAGACAUUCUCUACUGUGGUAAUACUAAAAUGCACUGAGAGUACAGUAUGUUAAUGUUUGUUUGUUGGUAUGUUUGUGAAUGUACAUGUAUGUCUGAAUGAGUACAGUAUGUAUGUGUGCGUGUGUGUGUAUGUGUAUGUAUAAAGUAUUUAACAUAAUUCUACUAUCCAUGAUGAAUUUAGUACUGUCUACAGUGUAGUCUUUAAAUGAGGAAAACAAUAAAAAAAAAUGCUUAUUUAUGCAUCAUUCAUG